Molecule: messenger RNA, 1974 nt
Organism: Danaus plexippus (monarch butterfly)
Lineage: Eukaryota; Metazoa; Arthropoda; Insecta; Lepidoptera; Nymphalidae
Exons: 3
Coding region: 331-1653 (440 amino acids)
Source: RefSeq, a predicted model, not a curated record
UCAAAGCGCUAUCAGUGCUGUAAGUGUUGCUAAAAUUACACAGGCGUUGUCUCGAUAUCAUUCGUGAAGCACCUAGUAUAUCUGAUAAGCCGCCUGAUAUCGCUAUCUGAGUCACAUACAUAGAUAGGACUAAAGCGAAAUAACCCAUAUCACAUUACAGAAAGUAUCCGUUCAAAUCAGUCAGGUUUUCGUUCAAUCAAUUAAUCUUACAUCUAGCAAUCUAUUUGGAAAGAAUAAAAAUUUAAAUUCCAUUGAAACAUUGUUUUUUUUGAUAACAAAAAUCUUAUCAACAAUUACAGACCAUCAAACUUAGAGCUAUGGUGACGUAAGAUGUUUAAAAUGAUGUGGGCGACGUGGAAGUGCGUGCUGGUGGUGCUCGGCUUGGCGAGUGCCCAGCGUUCCAUACCAACAGCCUGCGAAGAAGACGCUUGCAGAUGCGAUUCCUUCACUAGACUGAUAUGCCACUGCACUGGCGACUACCAGGAACUAACACUGAGAUCGGACGGAGCUUAUCGAAUACCGACCAUGGUGACUGCCGUGAUUGUUAACGGUUGCGACCGCGUCACGUUCUUAUCGGAAACUGUACGGAACCUCAUACAGCUGAGAACCAUACAGAUUGCUAAUGUGAACAACGUGGUCAUCAACGAACGAGCCUUGGCCUGGUCACCGAGGGACAACGAGAUGAAUCCCGGACUGAGAAUCAUGAUAUCUAACAGUACGGUCAGCGAAAUAUCAUCCCAUGGCGUACAAGGACGUAUUAAUAGUAUCAUUAUCAGUGACAGUUAUAUAAAUAACCUAAAGCCGUUCGCCUUCUCUAGCUUAACCGGUGUAUCGAACAUAGAACUCACGAACAAUGUAUUCGAUAACGUUGAAAUACAAGCGUUCAAGAAGUUCACAACAUCCAAUUUUCUAAUACGCGGCGGUUCCGCUAAAGUACUUCCCAGCAGAUUUCUAUCUGAUGUGGAAGUGACUGAUCUCUUACGCAUAGACGGAGUUACGGUUGUAUGUUUAUCUAGUUUAACAUUUCUUGUCAGUUUACCAAAGAGAGUUUUGAUUGAAAACAAUAACAUAGACAUUUUAGAAGGGGAUUGUUUUCGUGUGACGUCGAGAGGACCAAUCACCUUCAGAAAUAACACAGUAAGUACGAUAAGGAAAGGUGCGUUCUAUGGUUUCGCGGCGAGUCCAGAAGUGUUCUCGGUGACUGGACAUCAAGAGCUUUUGAUAGACAAUAAUACUGUCACUAAUAUAACACCCAUAUCGCUGAUGUACAACCGAACGACAUUAUCGCUGCGCAUCGAUGGACUGAAUCUCAAAUCGACGUGUGACUGCGACCUCGCCGAGGGCUGGCAAAGCGUUUUAAGCGAGCACGGAGGAAUCAUAAACUGCUGGUACGACUUGGAAGAACAUUUCGUGUCCAUACCUACGUACGUUGAUAGCCGAUGUGGGAAAUUCAAACAGACAUUUUGGAUUUUUGUUAUCGUAGGUGUUAUUAUCGUUCUAUUGGCGGCCGCCGUUGUGAUAUUUUUUAUUGUUAAGAAAGAAAACGAAAAGAAGAAGAAAAUCCAAAUAGUUAUGCCAGACGGUAAAACAUAUAGGGAGACCGAAUUUCAUAUAGUUGUAGAGAGAGCAGAGCUUUUAACUACGGACUUAUAAUUUCAAAUCAAUAGAUAGAUUCUUGUUACUGUUGUCUACACAAUCACAGCCGCCAGUGACAGCAUAAAAGUGUUUGACGCUUCGGUUGUGCAUUGUUCAACAAAAAAAUAAUAAUUCUACCUCAAAAUAAAAUUAUGAUAACAAUAAAAUAUUCAAUGAAAAAACCAGUAUUAUUAUAUACAGUGUUCGUUUGUAUGUUAUAAUUAAAAAGUUCCUGCACAUACAAGAAAUGUAACAUUUGUUUCGUUAGACGUUGUUAAAUUUUUAUAACUGAGUGUAUUAUAAUGCGAAAUAAUAUAAGCAAAUUUUUCAAUUCCUUCA